AUGGAUAAGCCUGACAUAGAAUACUUAAACAUUCCUCAAAAAAUAAAAAAAAAACUAUAUAAAAAUAGUUUAAACACAGUUGAAAAAAUAAGCACAUAUUACUUAGAAGAUUUAGAGUUCGAGGAAAUAGAGCUUGUACAGGAUGAAAUAUUUAAGUACCACAUAAACGAUUUAGGUAUAAAUAAUAAAGAAGAAAAUGAAAAACCAAAGAAUUUAACAAAAGAUAAACUUAUUAUAAACGAUUUUUAUUCCUAUAGUGAUGUAGAAAAUUAUUGUAACAAUAAUGACAUUUUAGGUAGUUCGGAAAAUAAUUUUUCUGAUUCAUCUGAAAUGUCAAUUUCCUCAUAUUCUUCUUCAAAUAGUUGUCAUUACAAAAAUAGUAAAGACAAUUUAAAAAAAUUCAAUGAUACAAUUUUAAAAAGUUGCACACAAAAUUGGAUUAGUAAAAUAGAGGAUGUUGAAAAUGAAAAAAAAAAACAUUAUUCUGUACAAAAUAAAUUGGAGAGCCAAUUGGAAAAAGAUUUUUUAAUAUAUUCCAAUUUUAUGAAAAAGCAAUUAAAAAUAAGUAGAGCAAUAAAUACUAGUUCUAUUUCAUUGAAUAAGUUACUAAAUAGUGGUAUAGAAAAUUCUCAAAUAUAUUUUUUUUAUGGAAAUAAUGCUAAAAUAAAUAAAAUUAUUUUAAUAAAUUUAUUAUAUAAUUUUAUUUAUCCCCCUGGAAAUAAUAAUAAUAAUAUGUCUACACAUUCUGUUGUUUAUAUUUAUUUUAGUUACAUAUUUGAUAUAACUGUAAUUAAAAAUAUUUUAUCAGAAAAAUUAAAUCAUGAAAAUAAAACACAAGAACAAAAAUAUGAUUUUUUUAAUAAUUUUUAUAUAAUGAGAAUUCAAAAUUUUAAUGAAUUUAUUUCUUUUUUAUUACAAUUAAAAAAAAAUUAUUUUACAAAAAAUAAAUCGAAAAAUAAUAAUGGUCUAAAUAAUAUUAGUUGUAUAGGCAUAUAUAAUUUUAUAAAUAUAAUAAAAAAUUUUAAUACUUCAAAUCAAAAUUCUUAUUUUUAUUUAAUACAUGAAUUAAAGAUUAUUUCAAAAUUAUUGGGUAUAUCGAUACUUAUAUUUGAUUAUGCCCUCAAUGAAAUUUCUGACACAACAAGUGCUACUAACAUAGGUGAUACUAAUAAAGAUGAGACCCAUGAAAUGAAUAAUACCUCAACAUAUGAUGAAGACAAUGACUAUAAAAAUGUAAAUGCAGAUAGCGAUAUGUACAAUAAAAGUAAUAGUCAUAUGUCUGGAAAGGGUAAACAUUAUGGCAUAACACCACGUAAAUAUAUUAACAAUAAUCAGGAUUGUUAUAGUGAAAAAUCUAGUAGUUUUUUUAGUGAUAAUUAUUCUGACAAUGAUGAGUUAGGAUAUUCCGAAUAUGAGUCAGGAAAUAAUUUUAAUAUAGAUCCUAAAAUUAAAGAUAUCGAAAAAGGUAGCAUAAUUAAAAUUCCUUUUUCUUGUUCUAGACAUAAUAAAUUUGAUUUUAUCAUAGAAAUUAAAAUGGUUAAUAAAAUUAGAGAUAAAUAUAUUAUUCGAUUUACUUUGGUUAAAUCUCGAACUAAUAUAAAACAUUCCUAUUCCUAUUGUUCAAUUCAAAAGUGUGUACUAACUGACUUGGGAUAG
Molecule: messenger RNA, 1656 nt
Organism: Plasmodium vinckei vinckei
Lineage: Eukaryota; Apicomplexa; Aconoidasida; Haemosporida; Plasmodiidae
Product: conserved Plasmodium protein, unknown function
Exons: 3
Coding region: 1-1656 (551 amino acids)
Source: RefSeq, a predicted model, not a curated record